UCCUAACUUCACCAUUAAAUCUGAUAAAGUGGCAGGAGGCGAACCAACCUUUGACGUCAGCAAAUCUGUGGCUGCUGGUCACGUGAUCACGUGACAGCGUCCUCACACGGUUGUUGCUGCAGGCUGAAUAUGAUCAUUCAUUAGGCCGUGGUUUUAAUAACCAGCUUAUACAGGAAAUGCAAUAACGUCACAUCGGUACCAUCCUUCCUCCUGCUGCUGAGACAUGACCCGUAACAGAGCUCAGCAUCUGCAUUUACAAACACAGCAGCACAGGUCAGGACAGUGGAGACUUCCAAGAUGAUCCCUGUGAGCUGUGGGAAGCACCGAGGCUUCCUCGUGACUUACAGACAGCUCUGAUCACAGGAGUAAUCCCGAAGGAGGAGCCUGAGCAGUGCUGUGGAGGUGAGGAGUAACAGGCAAGGUCACCAGUAUGAAGCGUGAGGUCGAAGGGUGUCAGUGUGUACGCCCCACAGGGUGGAGGUCAGAGGGGUGGAGGAAGGUACAGAAGGUGUGAUCUGAGCGAGAUAUGAGACUGUGAGGUGGUGUCAGGGAGGAUGUAGCUGGGCAGUAUCGGAUGGUUGACUGCAGGGUGACUUUGGACAUCAAGAAGAGCAAGUGAGUGAAGGAAGGAUGCUGGGAAAGUAAAGCUGAGGGAAACUGCAGGGAGUGUCCUCUGGACAAAGGAAGGAGGACAAGGAGGCUUGGUGUGGACCCAAAGCAAUGAACGGUGCACUAGAGAGGUGAAGAAGGCAGGGCGGAGCGGGUGGAGAUGAAUGUCAGGGGUGAUUCGUGACGGAAGGGUAGCAGCACGAGACAAAGGGAAGGUUCAAAGACAGCAGUGAGCUCUGCUGUUUGGAGAUGGCAGAGGAUGAGCUGAAGAUGUUCAGACGUUCACUGGGAGUGAGAAGGAGGAGUCCAUCAGAGGAGCAGCUGAGAGGAUGAGAUGGUUUGAGCAUGUGCAGAGGAGGGAGAGUGAUGGAGUUGCCAGGUGCAGGACGACUGCUUUGAGUUUCCUGCAGUCGGCACGGAGCUUCGAGGUUUGCUGCUAUAUGAAGAAUAGAAGUUUUAAAUAAGUGGGUGAAAGUGGAGGAAGGAGAGUCUGAGAGGAAACCCAGAGCCAGGUGAGUGUAGACAAACAUUAAUUGUUAAACUUCAGCUUCCUCAGAGAGCGUAAAAGUUAAAUAGAUGAAACACGUCCUGCUGGCCCUGAUUCACAGCCAGGAAACUUCUUUUAUUCAGAAACAAACUUGUUCCAGAGAUGAUUGUGUUCGUAUCUGCGGUGAAGCUGAAAUACUCUUUUUGUUUGGUGAACAGAGCAAAGUCGACCUUUGGUCAGUCACAUGACCCCCUCCUGAGAACGACACAAACAGGUUUCAUUCUGUGGCGUCUGCACAGAAAGGGAAGGAUGAAGUUUUCGGAGCUGUUUGGGCGUCUAAAAUCCGUCGUUAUCGGAAUGAUUCAUGUGAAAGCGUUGCCAGGUAGCCCACUGGGCUCUUUGAAAAUGUCUGAAAUCAGCGAGGCGGCGUGCCGGGAGGCAGCGAUCUACAGAGACGCAGGGGUUGAUGGACUGAUCGUUGAAAACAUGCACGAUGUGCCGUACUCUCUGAGCGCGGGCCCCGAGGUGAGCGCCUGCAUGACCGCCGUCUGCUGCAGCGUUAGGGCCGCCUGUCCGUCCCUGCCUAUAGGAGCGCAGAUCCUGACUGCAGCCAAUCAGCAGGCGCUGGCUGUGGCUCUGGCUUCAGGCCUGGACUUCAUCAGGGCUGAGGGCUUCGUCUUUGCUCACGUGGCAGACGAAGGCCUCCUCAACGCCGGCGCCGGGGAGUUACUGCGGUACCGCAAACAGAUCGGAGCUGAGCACGUGCAGAUCUUCACCGACAUCAAGAAGAAGCACAGCUCUCACGCCCUGACGUCAGACGUGAGCGUCGCAGAGACGGCGCGUGCUGCUGAGUUCUUCCUCUCAGACGGCGUCAUCAUCACAGGAGCAGCCACAGGACUGCAGGCCGACCCCGAGGAGCUCCGAGACGUUUCCCAGUCUGUGGGAAUCCCCGUGCUGAUUGGCUCAGGAGUGACCUAUGACAAUGUCGAGAGCUACCUGGAUGCAAACGCGAUGAUAGUGGGCUCCCACUUUAAGCUGGGCGGGCACUGGGCCAACGAGGUGGACCUGCAGCAGGUGAAGAGGUUCAUGGGGAAAAUCCGGAAGCUCCGGCAGUGAACGAGCCCCCACCAUGAAGACACGCAGACCGCAGCUUUAGAAAAUCUCAAAAACUUUAUUUUGCUUUUUUAAAACAUUUUAUAAAUACACACAAAUAAAAAUUAAAAUUUCACAUUUGUGUCAAAUAAAAAGUAGAAAAGCAGCAGGAGCGCUGCAAAGGUCAAGAGGUCAACUCAUCACACACUUUAACACGCAGAAGAAGAGCGAAGCCGCCAAAAUGACAGAUUUGAACACGGCGACAGAGCACGAAGCUCUGACAUCAUCAACAUUAAUCUGAGCAGUGACUGUUCUGCCGCGGCGCUCGCCCUGCUGACAAUAAAGUUUACAGAAGAAUGAAAAACGUGUGGUUCUUUCAGCUGUUUGAUUACUGCACAGGAAGUGGUGAA
This is a messenger RNA of Haplochromis burtoni (Burton's mouthbrooder), 2598 nucleotides long. RefSeq lists its product as uncharacterized. The transcript is spliced from 6 exons. The coding region runs from base 1259 to 2212 and encodes 317 amino acids. NCBI's taxonomy places the organism in Eukaryota, Metazoa, Chordata, Actinopteri, Cichliformes, Cichlidae. The record is from RefSeq and is a predicted model, not a curated record.